GGAGUUAUCGGCAUGGCUGCAAAGGGUGAGUUGGCAGCGAUGGAAAAGAAAGAAAAUACGGAAAAUGAAGAGCCCAAGAAAGAGCAGUUUACUCUGGAAAUAUUGGUCGUAGUGAGAGAUGCACAGCAGCAGCAUGGACUCAGACACGGAGAUUACCAUAGAUACAGGAGUUACUGCACCAGCAUAUCACGCAGCCAUGCAAGCAACGCUGAGCUUUGAACUUCAAAAAUGGGAAGAAGCGAUGGAACUAUUCCAGAAAGCCAGGACUAUCUAUGAGAAGCUAGGAUCCAUGUUGACUGAGGAUCUGAGGCAGCUGUACCAGCAGAGAGUAGAAGAGCUGCUACCUAACAUCCGUUACUGCGCCUACAACAUAGGAGACGAGUCGGCUCUCAGUGACCUCAUGCAGAUGAGAUUAGCGUCAGGGAAGGCUGGCGGGGAGGAUCUACUGUCAUCUACCAUAGACAGCAGCAGCAGAGUAUCAGUGAGCUAGAUGAACUCACUCAGCUAGUAGAGAGCAAGCGCUACUCAGUGCAGGCGAACAGCAUACUGGACAGCGUAGACACGACCACCGACACCCUGAGCCGACUCUCAGUCAAGGAGCAGACGCUGCCGCUGGCUAAUCGCUUGGAGAGAUACUACGAAGAUCCGGCGUUAACGAAGCAGAAAGCGAACCUCGUCUCAUUCCCACCCGACUUUCAAGCCAUCCCCGCCAAGCCUCUGUUCUUCGACCUGGCUCUCAAUCAGGUGGAGUUCCCGUCGCUGGAGGACAGGAUAGAGCAGAAGAAGGCAGCCGGAGGUCUCUCAGGGAUGGUGAAGGGAUGGCUGUGGGGAGGCAAGAGGUAGUCAACGAGGGAGAAAGGGAGCGAGGAAGAGAGGGCUAG
This is a messenger RNA of Priapulus caudatus, 881 nucleotides long. Its product is annotated as signal recognition particle subunit SRP68-like. Gene Ontology annotation, molecular function: 7S RNA binding; endoplasmic reticulum signal sequence receptor activity; signal recognition particle binding. Gene Ontology annotation, biological process: SRP-dependent cotranslational protein targeting to membrane. The record is from RefSeq and is a predicted model, not a curated record. NCBI's taxonomy places the organism in Eukaryota, Metazoa, Priapulida, Priapulimorpha, Priapulimorphida, Priapulidae. Gene Ontology annotation, cellular component: signal recognition particle, endoplasmic reticulum targeting.